Selaginella moellendorffii is the source of this 1007-nucleotide messenger RNA. Its product is annotated as pentatricopeptide repeat-containing protein At2g13600-like. The transcript is spliced from 3 exons. The record is from RefSeq and is a predicted model, not a curated record. Gene Ontology annotation, biological process: RNA modification. NCBI's taxonomy places the organism in Eukaryota, Viridiplantae, Streptophyta, Lycopodiopsida, Selaginellales, Selaginellaceae. The coding region runs from base 76 to 993 and encodes 305 amino acids. Gene Ontology annotation, molecular function: protein binding; RNA binding.
CCAGGAGAAAAAAUUUAGGGCUUGAGCUACCUAGCUAAACACUAUAAACCCUAAGUUCUCGAUCGGUAUGGGGAGAUGCAAUCGUCCUGGAAGCGCUGGAAUCACAAUGUGAGUCUUACAUUUUCCAGUAACAGCUCUUCAUUCUCUGUCCGCUUCUCGAGCUCACGAACGAGCUCUCUCGAAUUAUCUCCGAGAUCCAUCGCCGAGAUCCUUGCGGAGAUCAAAGCCUGUAGCCGAUCCCGGGAUUUGGAGAGAGGGAGGAGACUUCAUGCCCGAUUAUCUGGAGGAGGCCGAGGAUUCGAGACGAACGCCUUCGUGGCGAACAGUUUGGUGGACAUGUAUGCAAAGUGUGGAAGCCUGGUGGACGCUAGAAAGGUUUUCGCGGGGAUGGGAUUACACAAGACAGUGGUGUCGUGGAACGCACUGAUACAGGGAUAUGUGGAGAAUGGCCAAGCAGAGAUGGCCUUGAAGGUCUUCUCGGCCAUGCAAGAACAAGGAUACUCUCCAAAUCCUCGAACUUUUGGUGCUGCUAUGAAGGCCUGCUCCAUCCUCGCGGCAAAAGAAUCGAUCACACAAGUACUAGACCGUGGAAAGGAGCAAGACAACAACGAUGAAGAAGAAGUAGAAGCUUUUGGUGUGAAGCUGGAGUCUCUGAGCAAAGGAAUGGAGAUUCACUCCCAGGCAGCGGGAUUGAAAGGGUGUUUGGAGGACAUCUUCGUUGCAAACACACUGGUGGACGUGUAUUCCAAGUGUGGCAGCAUGAGUGAUGCUCGGCGAGUAUUCGACCGGAUGGAGUGCCACGACGUUGUCUCGUGGAACUCGCUGCUGCUCGGAUAUGGCGAGAACGGGCAGGGGGAGCUGGGGCUCGAGCUCUACGUAGCCAUGAAAGAUCAAGGCGACGAAGAUGGCAAGCCGGUAGCCGGAGAGCUCGUCAAGCUGAAGUCUCUGGAGCGAGCACCCUGGUCGAUGUCUAUGCAAAGUGUGGGAGCUUGAGGGACGCUCGGGCC